Messenger RNA from Cajanus cajan (pigeon pea), 3695 nucleotides. The record is from RefSeq and is a predicted model, not a curated record. Lineage: Eukaryota; Viridiplantae; Streptophyta; Magnoliopsida; Fabales; Fabaceae.
AAAGAGAAGAUCCCAACCCAACCCUUGGCUCCAUAGUAAGGUUUUCUCUACAAUUUCUUUUCGCUGCUCCUUCCACAUUUUUUUUUUCUUUCCCCCCUUUUUUCUGUUCCUACCGCCGCUACAUAAUAUCUAUUCACUCCAUCUUCUUCUUCCCUCACUCAUUUCUCUUUCGCCAGAUUCGAUCUUGUUUCAUUUGCUUCGCGGAGCAAUCUGGAGAUUUAGUCUAGCAGGAAGCUGGUUUGGUGUUUCUUUCAUUUCACUUUAUAUGAAUACAUAGAAGUUUUGAAGGGUUUUAGGGAUUUGCAUCAUGUUAGGUUCUUUACCUAUAUUGCCUCUCCCUGCUCCUCCUGCUGAUGGAAACCUAGGUCCUCUCCCCGAGUCUCAAGUGACUGAGGAGAGGACAUCUAAUGAGGAGCAGAACAAAUCAAAUUCAGCCUCUGUUCCGGCCCCUGCUACAGUUGCCACCCACACCAGAACCAUUGGAAUUAUACAUCCGCCUCCAGACAUCAGGACCAUUGUUGAUAAAACCGCCCAGUUCGUGGCUAAAAAUGGCCCAGAAUUUGAAAAGAGGAUUAUUGCAAAUAACACAGGCAAUGUCAAGUUCAAUUUUUUGAACUCAUCAGAUCCCUAUCAUGCAUACUAUCAACAUAGGUUGUCUGAGUUUCGUGCUCAGAAUCAGUCUUCAGGGCUGCAACUUCCUUCCCAGCCUUCAGACUCUGCUCUUCCUGAAGCAGCUCUAUCUGCACCUGCUCCUGAUAGUAAUGGCGUAGUGGCAGCAGAAAAGCCUGAUGUUUCUGCCCAGUUUAAACCUGUAAGGAAAGUCCUUGAACCCCCUGAAGCUGAACAGUAUACAGUUAGGCUUCCUGAAGGAAUAACAGGGGAAGAGCUGGAUAUUAUAAAGCUUACAGCACAAUUUGUGGCUCGAAAUGGGAAAUCAUUUUUGACAGGGUUAACAAGUAGGGAAGUUAAUAACCCGCAGUUUCAUUUUCUGAAACCGACCCACAGCAUGUUUACAUUUUUCACUUCCCUUGCGGAUGCAUAUUCAAAGGUUUUGAUGCCACCAAAAGGUUUGACAGAGAAGCUGAAGAAGAGCGUGUCUGAUAUGACUACUGUACUUGAAAGGUGUGUGAAUAGGUUGGAAUGGGAGCGUUCGCAAGAGCAAGCUAGGCAAAAGGCUGAGGACGAGAUAGAACAGGAAAGAAUACAAAUGGCUAUGAUUGAUUGGCAUGAUUUUGUGGUGGUUGAAACAAUAGAUUUUGCUGAUGACGAGGAUGAAGAGUUACCUCCUCCAAUGACUAUUGAGGAGGUUAUAAGGAGAAGCAAGAUGACAGCCAUGGAAGAAGAUAUUGUUGAGCCUGGAAAGGAGGUUGAAAUGGAAAUGGAUGAGGAAGAGGCCCAGCUUGUUGAAGAGGGCAUGAGAGCUGCUAGUUUGGAAGACCGUGAUGAUGGGAAGCAAACUGAAGUCAGGGUUACUGAAGACCCUGAACCACCGAUGAGAAUUGUCAAGAACUGGAAGAGACCAGAGGAGAGGAUUAGUGCAGAAAAAGAUUCAACAAAGUAUGUUGUUUCUCCUAUCACUGGUGAGCUAAUUCCUAUAAGUGAAAUGUCGGAACAUAUGAGAAUUUCUCUCAUUGAUCCCAAGUACAAAGAACAAAAAGAAAGGAUGUUUGCCAAAAUUCGAGAGACAACUUUGGCUGCGGAUGAUGAAAUUUCAAGAAACAUUGUUGGACUUGCUCGGACCCGUCCUGAUAUAUUUGGUACUACAGAAGAAGAGGUUUCCAAUGCUGUCAAGGCAGAGAUUGAGAAGAUAAAUGACGAACAACCUAAGCAGGUUAUAUGGGAUGGUCACACUGGUAGCAUUGGGCGUACUGCAAACCAAGCCAUGUCACAGAAUAUUGGAAAUGAGGAUCAAAAUGAUGCUUCUAAUAAUGAAACUAAGAACCUUCUUGGUCCUGCUGCUCCUCCUCCAAGACCUGGGAUGCCUUCAGUUCGUCCUCUUCCACCACCACCUGGACUGGCACUGAACCUUCCCCGUGUUCCUGUCCAAUAUUCUGCUCCUCAUAGUGGUGGCAUUCCAAUUCAGCCACCUAGGCCACCAAUGCCCAUGAUGCCAUCUGUUCGGCCUGCUCCUCCUCCUCCAAUGCAGAUGACUUCUGGACAGCAGUCAGUUAUGGCUGGUCAACCACCUCCAAUGCCUCCAUCAAUUCCUAUGAAUAACCAAGGAAUUCACAUACCUCCGCCGCCAGGAUCUCAGUUCUCUCCUGUUCCAGUUCCUCGACCUUUUGUUCCUCUUCCUGUUCCACCAUCAGUUAUGCCUAUGAUGCAUCCACCGCCUUUGCCUCAAGGAGUGCCACCCCCACCCCCACCAGAGGAGGCUCCUCCCCCACUCCCUGAAGAACCAGAACCAAAGAGACAGAAACUUGAUGAUUCUGCUCUGAUCCCUGAAGAUCAAUUUCUGGCUCAACAUCCUGGACCUGUUCGCAUCAGUGUAUCUGUUCCUAAUGUUGACGAAGGAAAUCUCAAGGGACAAGUUCUGGAAAUUACAGUGCAAUCUUUGUCUGAAACUGUUGGUAGUCUGAAGGAAAAAAUUGCUGGGGAGAUCCAGCUCCCUGCUAAUAAGCAGAAAUUGAGUGGAAAGCCAGGUUUUCUCAAGGAUAAUAUGUCACUUGCCCAUUACAAUGUUGGUGGAGGUGAAACACUUACCCUCACCUUAAGGGAGCGUGGUGGUAGAAAGAGAUAAGCAUAUUGCUUGCAUUUCCAUUCGAGAAGGUUGUUGUAAUCUUUGCCUUAUUGUGAGGCAUAUGGAUUCUUAUAGUAUUGGUAGACUACAUGAUGUUAUUUCAUGAAUUAUAUGUUGAAUACUUUAGAUUUAUUGUAUUGUGAGACAUCUUGAAGUAUUUACUGCUGUCUUGAAGACUGAUGUUAAUUCUGGAAUACAGAUUUUGGCACCUUGGCGCUUCUCUCUUGAGGGAAAUGGGAAGUAGUGGAGUUCCUUUAUCUAAUCUGAUCAAUUCAAGUUAUUUGCAUCACUGAUUAUUGCUUUCUUUUGAAUUCCAGUUGAUUUAUUUCAAAGUUACUGAUUUGUUUUAUAAUUGAAGCUCCUUUGCUGUCAGGGACGGAUCAUUUACUUUUUAUUUUAUUUUAUUUUCUGUGUACUUAUAAUAAUCAAUGUGAAGUGAUGAUUUAGGGUUUUUUUCCCCUUCUCUUUCCUAGUGUUUAGGCUUUGUCUUAUAUUGGAUAUGUUCGUACAAGAAUUCAGUUGGACAGUUGGUUAGAAGGCGGAUUGUUGCUGCGCAUAUGUACCUUUAACCAGUGUAUCUUGUUUGGGUUUUAGUCAUGAGGUUGUUUUAUUUUGAUUUAUGUCCAUAACCUAGAUUAUUUUUGUUCGUGGCUGGGAUGGUUGUUGUUUUUGAUUUUGCUGUUUUGUCCCAACAGAAAUUCUACUUGGGCUUGUGGGAAGGGCUGUGCAGCUUAGCCUGAUGUGUUUUUGAAUGGGGACGAGGCAGAAUGGACCAGGUUUGGUAUUUUAGAGAAGGCACCGAUUCUCGUGUUCAUCCUUUUGGGGAUAUCUCAUGAAUCUUUCUGUUUAAGUUCAUUUGCCGCAGAUAUUAAGAUUAUUUGGUUAUGUUAAAUCCUAUUCUGCUAUAGUUGAUUCGACUUUUGAGCAUUUAUUUGAUUUGCGUCUUUGUUUCUAA